Molecule: messenger RNA, 3339 nt
Organism: Blastomyces dermatitidis ER-3
Lineage: Eukaryota; Fungi; Ascomycota; Eurotiomycetes; Onygenales; Ajellomycetaceae
Exons: 6
Coding region: 1-3339 (1112 amino acids)
Biological process (GO): DNA recombination; DNA integration
Molecular function (GO): DNA binding
Source: RefSeq, a predicted model, not a curated record
AUGGCCCCUUGUGAUACCCUGAUUGUCGUUGAUACUUCGGAUUGCGUGCCAGAUAGAGGCACCUCGCCACAUCUCUUGGAUAGUAAUAUUUUUACAUCGAUCCCAGACACGGGCCAACUCCCCUCAUCCCCUCCUAUACCUAGCCCGUCGUCUCGUUCCACUCUUAAGAAGUUGCCCGCAAGGGCUGAAUCCACCCUUUUUGUCUUUGCCACGACUACUCUCACGAUUACUGCUACUACUUCUCCUAGUGGACUCUUAUCGAGUCAUCCACGCUCAAGUUAUACGCCUGCAAGUUUCACGCCAACUUCGACAAUAACGAGUUCUACUCUGUCACGUUCCACGCCAUCAACUUCUGCGCCGGAAUCGUCAAAACAAGCAGUGACAGCAACAUCAUCCAGACCCCCAGAAGCUACGGGCAGUGUGGUAGUGGCUAGCGAACGCUCUAGUUCAAAAGAAGUACCCCUGCCGAUUCUUGCUCUGUUGAUCAUUCUAGCAAUAGCCGCUGUCAUGUUAUCUCUAGCGAUAUGUCGUGUAAGGAAGAGUAGCAAGUUCUGUAGGCAAUGCAGAGAGGCUAUCGUUAGCCAAACGCUUACAAAACAAACGCCUCCAGCGCACGAUCAUGGCACAUUUACGCUGUCGGGAGCAGCCAAUCAAUCACGUUUGACAGAAAGGAUAAGGGGUAGUAUGGGCUCAUCCGCGUUGAAUUUAAAUGGCCAACUAGCCCAACCUCACAUUCGCGAUGAACCUCGAGGAAUUCGUCAGUGGACGACAGUUGAAGAAAGUAACUCACGACCCCUUGAUUUCCCAAUAGCCACCAUGGCUCCAAGGAUCCCCCAGCUAAGCUGGGAACGCCCUAAACCUGAUCCUAUGAGCCUUUAUGCCCGUGCUUCAGCUAGUGGCCGGGAGGAACAACGAGGCCGUUCAUCGAUCUCUGUUGCGUCUAUAAUCGACGAGUACGCUCAAUUCCCCAACGAUAAUAGGUAUCUCGAUACCUUCCAAGUCGUCGGGAACAACGGUGUUCCAGGAAAUCCACAAAACCUGACGGCUGAUGAAAAUUUUUUAGUGGAUUUGCGAAACGGAAGUUUACGGCGUCGGACGCGGGAUGAUUACCCUUCUCAACCUAGUGGGGAGGAUGAUACAACACGCUGCGCGAUCCGGUCUCCAACUGAACCAUAUACUCAAAUUCGGGAGAGGCAAGAAGGGCAACUCGGAAUAACGAAAGUGGGGGGUACUGCGCCCGUUUCUCGACAUGAACAGUCUCCUAUUAGUCAAUAUAAAGAGUCUUCGACGCAGACAUCUAGACAGGUACAUCAGGACCGGCAAACUGAAUCAAGUUACAGCCCUACGAGCUCGUCAUGUGCCAGUCAGCCCAGCUCGAUGACAUCGUGGGCUUCACCCUGGCCGGUGAAAACCGGAAAUGUUAGCGAUCGGCUUACUCCAAACUUUGUCGCCAGGCCAAGUAUGAGUAGUCAUACACCCGCCGAUGCAACGCAGGAUUCAGACGAUAAUAUUAGCACCAUGCUAAAUCGUUGGGCACUUCUUGAUCGACAAAACCUGGGUCUCGUUGAUCAGGUCCCACUUCGAUCUUACUCGGCGCGGGAUAAGCUAAAUGACCAUUUAAACAACAAGCGCAGGCUUAAGCUUCAUGUGUCGAAUGUCCGAAGGUCAAUGUCGACUACACUUCCGGAAAUCUUGUCGAGGUUACCCUCCUCGGGAGCUAACAGGGCGGGAAAAAAUGAGAAUGCUGAAUUAUACGCACCGAAGAACUGUCGGAACAAACUGGUAGAGGAGGACCCAAAUAUUGGUUCAACCCAUAUCGAGACUUGCACUGCAAUUGACGAGCAUCUAGAACCGCCCAAUGCUGAAUUUGACGAUGUCGACUCUCGCGAUCACGUAUUUGGCAGACCUUCCUUACAGCAGCGAACUUACAGCGAAAGCAUAUAUUCGCGACCAACAACAUUGCACCGGCUCCCAGAGGAUACCCAGGCAGGGGAUGAACAAUGGGGAGGCCAAGGAUAUCCAAGGCUGAGACGUUAUGCUAAGCAGUCUUAUGGAAGCCCAGAAGCCGGACCUAGUCAGUCCACACCAGCUCCGCCAUUCCGUAAUGAAGCCGGCGACCGUGAUUCGCCAACCGGUUACGAAAAUAACCUCUACGGUGAGCAGGGUAGUCGAGAGCAAGGAGCCCCGACGAAGAAUGAUCAGUUUGGUAAGUUAUCCCUCGGCGAACCAGGGACGAUUCGCGACGAUUCACUUCGUUGGCAUACGCGUAAUAUGAUUGCUCCUCGUGAUCCUGUCAAGGGUAACGAUGCUGGAGGUCCUGCGGACCCAGAGCCGAGAUCAUUUAUUAGUGGGUACAAUCAAAACUACAAAUGUGACAUCUUUGAUGAGGAGAAAAAGAAGAAGUUCAUCAUAUUUCUUGCAAAGAUGGCCCGUGGACGGAGCCCCAAGGGUCCAAAGGACACGUACAUUUUGCUGUUGUGGAAGCAAUUCACGGCUGAAUGGGCCCGCAGAAAAGAGAAGCUGCCAUCCCCUGUGACCAGCUCUGGCUCUAUGUUCAUUGCCCAAGAAUUACACCUACAUGCCGCUAUCAAUCGUGAUAUCUCCGCGAGAGACUUUGUUACAUUGAACCAUUUUAGAAACCUGAUUCAGCAGCUAUGGAAGAAUGAUUGGUACGAGUUUCCAUUCCCAAUAUACCGGGUGUAUUUCUCGGCGUUCCUCAAGAUGUGUAUGUAUUCAACCGCUCGGGUGGGCGAGUACCUCGAGUCGACAGCGCGGCGGGGUUCAGGCCGAGGUCUCCGUGUCCCUCAGGAUAUGACGUUCCUGGUUAUUAACAAUUCCAAGAGUCAAGCUGAAAUCAUAAUUCGGCCAAAAAGAGAUGCAAAGAAAGAACAUGCGCAAGAAGGAAAACAAGCAGUUAGUCCCUACCAGAACCCUGAUCGGAGCCACCGCCUGGGGAGGGACAGUGGCCUGACCGGUGAGAUCCUUACGGCAACCUGGGCGGAUAAAGGGCUUGCGAAGCUGGGCCGCCGUGCAGGGUAUGAAAAAUUGAUCAGCGUCCAUGAUAUGCGGGCAGAGGGCCUAGUCCGAACAAAUGAAAACGGGCAUUCGAUGGAGGAGUUGAUGCAGAUGGCCGGCCAUGGGGGCAACCCACGAAUAUUCUUUGAGCAUUAUAUGAGCUCAACCAGCAGUGUUCAGGGUGUGUCAAACAUCCUAAAAUUGGAGCGCCGUAAAGACAUCGCAGAGCCCUUCCGUGGCUUGACAUUGCGGCGUCACCCACAACUGUGGCAGGCUCUGCCUGCAAAACUGCAGCAGGACCACUUAUACAAUCCAUGCCGAUAA